UCUACCUGCCUUGUACGCAACAUUAUGACACGUUGCGGUUUUUGUGGCCGCAUGAACUAUAUCAUUUGGUGAAAAUUUACCAGAAAGUUUCAUUAACAAUUUUCAACUAUUUGCAUAGCUUGCAGAAGAGGCUUCUUGAGAAGUGUACUAGGUAAAAAUGAAACUAUGGAUCCAAUUCGUUGUGUGUGCAGUCGGAUUCUUGUUCCUUGUGUUCGGAUUUGUGUUGAUACAAAAAUUCCCAGCAGUCGUACAAAGAAAACUUGGCGAGAAGCUUGUAAUAAGACCUGAUAGUCCAACUAUUGGUAACUUUAUUGAAACGCCAAUACCGGUGUACAUGCAGUUCUAUUUUUUCAAUGUAACAAACCCACAGGAAAUCCUCACUGGCAGUAGACCUGCCUUGCAAGAAAUAGGACCCUUUACAUACCUCGAGAAACGUCUCAAACAUGAUCUCAACUGGACCGACACCACCGUCGAGUAUCUGGAAAAUACAAAAUUCUUCUUCCAGCCAGAGAUGUCCAAUGGUCUCACUGAAGAAACUCCUAUCACGACAGUUAAUCCUGUUCUGAUAUCGGUGGCCUCUAAGGCAACAGGCAAGAAUUCCUUUAUUGACGGUAUUAUCGAAUUUUUUAGACAACGCUUUGAAUUGAAUGUUUUUAUAACAAAAACGGCUGGAGAAUUACUCUUUCAUGGAUAUGAAGAAGAUUUUCUAUUGGAAAUAUAUAAAUUUACAAACAACCCUCAAUACCGGACAGGCCGAUUCGGGUUUUUUUACCCCAAAAAUGAUUCGGAUGGCGGGAAGUAUUCAAUUUUCACUGGCGCUGACGGCCUCGACCAGCUUCAAGUGAUAGAUGAGUAUGAAGACAGUAAAACUUUGGAUUAUUGGUCUGAUCCUUACUGCAAUAUGAUCAACGGAACGACCGGAGGACAAUUUCCUCAACCUAUCAAUCCCGGCAUAAACAUAACAAUGUUUUCAGGCGAUCUCUGCCGUUCUCUUUAUUUGACAUACGAAAAGAGCAUCAACCACGGAGGCUUGGAACUGUUGCGUUAUUCUCUACCGAACGAAGUGCUUGCCGAUCGACCUGAAAACCAAUGCUACUGCACCGAUAACUUUACGUGCAAAGCAUCAUUGGUGAAUUUGGCUCCAUGCAGAGCCGGUUCUCCAGUAAUCGCGUCCACACCUCAUUUUUACAUGGGUGACAGUGAAUUGGUAUCUGCUGUUGAUGGGCUUCACCCAUCAAAAGAAGAACAUGAAACAUUUUUGGACAUAGAACCCAACACUGGAGUAUCUUUCAGAGCCGUGAAAAGAAUUCAAAUCAGCAUGCCCUUGAAACCUUAUGCUAAUCUACCGAUUUUGUCCAACGUGACCCCAGCGAUUUUCCCCUUAUUGUGGCUGGACGAGAACGCUUUGGUUCCUGAAGACAGAGCCAGGAAACUUCACGAACAAUUAUCAAACCCAAUCAAAAUAUCACAAUGGAUCAGUUACGCCCUUUUCGCCUUAGGUGGUGUAUUUGUUAUUGCACCUCUUAUUGCCGUUGUUGAAUCAAAACACAGACGGAAAAAUAAUAAAAGUUCAGUCGAAAAAGAGAGGCGAGAAAAUUCCGAAGAAGGUGAAUCUUUCGAUCCUCUCUCGAGCAGAACUGAUCACAACCUAGACGACCCAGAAAAGGAAUAAAGUAAUAUACCCUAUCGCUAGAACGGUUGCAGAUAAGAUUGUAUUCAUUAGAGUCUCAGAAAAGGUACUGCAUACAGAAAGCGGAUUUCCAUUCCAUCGCCGGAAUUGAAUGUUACGUCCACAGCAAGCGUCCGCCAUCUCGUCGUUCUCCGUGCAACCGUUCCAAAUUGUCAUACGAAUUGACGCCAAGUAUCAAUAUAUCAAAAAAUUGAAUCCUUUUAAUACAAUUUUCCUAACCAAACCAAUAAUCUGUCCCAAGAAUAGUAAUAAUUUAAGUUAAGGAGUACAGUUAUGCUGUGUCUGAGUAUUGUUCCUUUAAACAAAGUAUGUUAUUUUGGGAAUGAGCAAAUUUCACUUUUGCGUUAUUGUCAGAAGAUUCUUGCCUAACUAUGGUUCUCAUCGCGUACUAAUAAAGUUGGUAAAUGAC
Messenger RNA from Hyalella azteca, 2099 nucleotides. RefSeq names its product lysosome membrane protein 2. The transcript is spliced from 2 exons. The coding region runs from base 158 to 1672 and encodes 504 amino acids. The record is from RefSeq and is a predicted model, not a curated record. NCBI's taxonomy places the organism in Eukaryota, Metazoa, Arthropoda, Malacostraca, Amphipoda, Hyalellidae. Gene Ontology annotation, molecular function: scavenger receptor activity. Gene Ontology annotation, cellular component: membrane; cytoplasm.